AUGGGAAAUCCUGCUUCAAGGCUUGGUUGCCUUGGGGGGAGGAGAAACCGCUCACGCUUCAGCCCUAGGGCUCACACCAGCUCCAGGACCCAAGGAAAUCUCUCUCCAUCCAAAGCUCCUCAGGGUCCACUUCCACCAGGGAUCCCCUGGACCUGGUGGGGCUCCCGUGCUGUCCAGGUGACAGAGGUCACAGAGACGGUGGUGACAGAGACAGUAGUGACGGAGGCUGUGGAGAUGGGGCCCUGCAAGCAAAGAGGGCAGCCAGUCCAGGCGCCUCUAGCACCCCUGGACACACUGUGCAGCUGGCUGGAUGGCAUGGAGGAACUGCAGGCUUCACAAGGACCCCUGGCAGCAGAUGCCACCUUGGCUGCCUCACAGCUGCGAGAACAGGAGCUGCUCCUGCGGCUGCUGAGGGAGCGUGCAUCACACGUGGAGCCAAGAUUACGAGAGGCUGGGAGCCCAUCAGGGCUGUGCACACGAUGGCACCAUCUGGUACAACAGGCAGAAGCCAGGCGGAGGCUCCUGGAGCAGCUUGUUCCAGCAGCGCAGAGCUUUGAAACAGCCUGCCAGGCUCUGCUGCUGCAGCUGAGCCCGAGUGAGCGGCUACUGGCUGAGCUGCGGCUGGGGCCCAAGUGCCUUGAGGAAUCGUUGCCGUGCCUCCAGGAGGUGUGUGAGGGGAUUGUGGCACGUGCCAGGGAGCUGGAAAGGGUUUUGCAGACUGGCCAGAGGCUGGCAGAGCUACUUACUGGUGACCAAGCUCAGCUUGUGCGACAGCAGCUGAAUCAAUUCCAGGAUCGUGUAAAGCUGACUGAGUCACAAGUCGCCUGUGCCCAGCAGAAGCUGCUGUUUGCUCAAAGGCCAGAGUCCUCCAAGUCCUCACCACCGGCAGGCCUGGAGGCCCAGCUUGAACCGGAAGGGUCUGCCUCAGUACAUCCAGAGCCCAAGGCUCUGAAGCAGCUGAGUGCCCAGCUGAUCCAGCUAGCAGAGCGGCUUGAGCAGCUGGCACAGUGGGCAGAGACUUCUAGUCAGGAAGCAGCACCCACAGUGACCAUCUGGGAACAGAGCCUCUCAUCAGCUACACUUGGGGCAGAUACUAAGCCCCUGGAAGGGCACUGGUCAGAGACUCGAGAACAAGACGCUGGACUGAAGGCCAUAUGGGAGCCAGCUGUGCAGAUCUCGUGUGGCCUGGCAGAGCAGGCAGCCAUUGAGAAGCUGAGGCCUGAGAGUGACUGGAACCUGGGUUUACAGGAGUUCCCGUGGGGACGGCAAACCCUGGCCGUGUCAUGGCUAGGAAGGACAGGAGACGCUGCCUAUCAGAGCACUUGCCACUUGGGCCUGUUCAUGGACCUGCAGGGCUGCCAGGCCGCCAUGUCUAGCCCCUCCUGUGAGAGGAUACACACCCUGGAAGGGGUGCUGGUGCUUGUCGGCCACCUUGUAGAGAAGCUGGUCUUGUGCCCUCAGAGGCUGAGCCAGGCUGAACCCUUGGGGACCAAGGUGGUACAAGUCCAAAGCUGGGUGUUGGAGGAGCUGCCUGGGGCCCUGACUCCAAAGUACUGGACUCAAGCCCCAAGGAAGAUACUGGCUUUGAGGAGUCUUGACCAGGGGCCGCCUGGGGAGCUGGAGAGUAGAGAUAAGGCUUUCCUCCUGGGGAAGAUUCCAGAAGAACUGAGCUGGAGGCCAUGGUGGGCAGAGGUCAUGGAGAACUGGAGUCUUAGGAAGCCAGAGCAUAGCAAGAGGAAUGAGGAGAAAAGGGACCAGUGGGAACAGCUGGAACAGGGCCACCAGGAACAGGACCUUGUGGACAGCUUCCUGGCAGCUGGGGAACAGGACAGCGUUGGACAAGGCUGGCCUAGCUAUAACUGGGGGAAACGUGGGCUUUACCACAAGCUCUCCACCGUGUUCGAGCCAGGGCUCUCCAGUGGCCAGAAACAGCCCAAUAGCGUGGUCAGAACAAGGAAUACAGAAGGGACAAGUACACCAGUGGCCAGAGGCAGGCCCAAGGUCCAGGGAGCCUUGGCAGCACGGGGAGCCAUGAUGGUUCGUGUUGGAGGUGGUUGGGCGGCUCUGGAUGAGUUUCUGGUAAAAAAUGACCCAGUCAGAGCAAAGGGGAGAACCAGUCAGAAGAUCCACGAAAGGUUCCUGUGCUGGACUCCUAGUGUGUCAGCUCCUGGGGUCAUCACCCUGAGGCUCUGGACCUCCAUCGGAAUGAGCUCUAGCAGACCCCUGUCUCUGAAGACAGGGCUGCAAAUUGGCAAAGAACACAGAGACCCCAGCUCCUACAAGGUCAAAACCUCAGAGCAGCCCACUGAGGAGAAGCUGUGA
Arvicanthis niloticus (Nile rat) is the source of this 2322-nucleotide messenger RNA. RefSeq lists its product as uncharacterized. Gene Ontology annotation, cellular component: actin filament; cytoplasm; stress fiber. Gene Ontology annotation, biological process: regulation of microtubule polymerization or depolymerization; microtubule bundle formation; actin crosslink formation. The record is from RefSeq and is a predicted model, not a curated record. Gene Ontology annotation, molecular function: cytoskeletal adaptor activity; actin filament binding; microtubule binding. NCBI's taxonomy places the organism in Eukaryota, Metazoa, Chordata, Mammalia, Rodentia, Muridae.